AUGGAAAAUGGCCAAAUUUCGACAGCUCAUUAUUUCAUGUACCCUGGAACUGAAUAUAGAGAAAACGAUGUUAACGAUAAUUAUCAUCCCGCCAGGUGGGAAGAAUAUCCAGUGAUGAAUAACGAAAACGUACUUCCGGUGAACUUCCAGCCAGAAAUAACGUUGACAGAGUCGACGAUGUACGAAAAAUGUUGCAUCGAUCAAAGGACUCAGGUUGAUUAUUCAUGCUCUGCAGCUUUUCGUGGAUGGGUAAAUCCAUGUUGGGAAAAUGAAUCGUGCGUCGAUGAGAAACGGGACUUUGACUGCCCGUUGAGAGACGGUGAGAAGAGGGAGGAUGAUCGGGAGGAAGGUGCAACGUCGUCGAUGGAACCGAUCGAUCCAUCGGAUUCCGAACAUGAUUCAACGACGUCUCGUCGACGUCGAUCCAACACCGACAAACCGCGAAAGGAAAGAACCGCCUUUACCAAGCAACAAGUUCGUCAUCUUGAGUACGAAUUCUCUCACAGUAAUUAUCUAACCAGAUUGAGGCGAUACGAGAUUGCGAUCACUCUCGAUCUCACCGAACGUCAGGUCAAAGUUUGGUUUCAAAAUAGACGCAUGAAACAUAAACGCAUUAAAGAAAUAAGCACCCAUUUUGAGAGCGCGAAAAAAUCCUCGUGAUUUCAACAGAUAAAAACAAAUAUUGUCGAUUCUUGAU
Molecule: messenger RNA, 697 nt
Organism: Venturia canescens
Lineage: Eukaryota; Metazoa; Arthropoda; Insecta; Hymenoptera; Ichneumonidae
Gene: btn
Product: homeobox protein MOX-1-like
Exons: 4
Coding region: 1-660 (219 amino acids)
Biological process (GO): positive regulation of transcription by RNA polymerase II
Cellular component (GO): nucleus
Molecular function (GO): DNA-binding transcription factor activity, RNA polymerase II-specific; RNA polymerase II cis-regulatory region sequence-specific DNA binding
Source: RefSeq, a predicted model, not a curated record